AUGAAAAGACCUUCAACCUUGUUGGCGACCCUUUUACCACUGACUCUUGGCACGGCAUUUCCACGCACCGAACUCGCUCCUCUCUUCACGCACCAAGACUCUGAUUUGGCAGGCUUUGACAAAUAUAUCGUCAAAUUUAAAGAUGGAACUGCCCGGGGGGCUGUAGAAGAAACCCUUGAGACCUUGGACCAGGUUGCCGAGCGGAUCUACCUGGAAGGGUUUAAAGGGUUUGCUGGUACCCUCGAUGCAGCCGCUCUGGAGAAUUGGAGAGCACAUCCUGAUGUCGAAUAUAUCGAACAAGACUCGAUUGUGCGUGCAACCGCUUACGUUGAGCAACCUGGCUCGCCAUGGGGCCUUGCUCGCAUCUCCAGUCGACUUAACGGUGCCGGUAAGUAUGUAUACGACGAAAGUGCUGGAGCGGGCACAUGUUCCUACGUGGUAGAUACUGGAAUCGAAGCUACCCAUCCUGACUUCGAUGGCCGAGCUAUCCAGGUAGUCUCGUUCGCAGGUGACAACACUGACGGAAACGGCCAUGGGACCGCAGUCGCUGGCGUCAUCGGCGGAACUACAUAUGGUGUCGCCAAGAAGACAACCCUCCUCGCAAUCAAAGUGUUCGACGCCUCGGGCUCUGGCACCACUUCCCAGGUCCUCUCCGGCAUCUCGUAUGUCACCCAGGACGCCGCUGCAAGGAGCUGCCCCCGCGGAGUCUUUGUGAAUCUGAGCAUCGGGGGCUCAUACUCCGCUACGCUGAAUGCCGCUGUUGCUGCGCUCGUCACCGAGGGCAAGUUCGUCGCCGUCGCUGCGGGGAGCAGCGGGACGAACGCCGGCAAUUUCUCGCCCGGCUCGGAAGAAUCUGCCUGUACUGCGAGCGCGAGCACUUCGCUUGAUGCAAGAAGCUCAUCGGCCAACUAUGGAGCCGUCGUCGAUAUCUUCGCUCCCGGUCAAUCUAUUCUGACAACCUGGCUCAAUGGCGGUACUGUGAGUAAUUCCUCCUCCCUCCGAUGGCUCCUAUUGAUCGGCUUACUUACACACAAGACCGAAAAGACCACUCUUUCCGGAAGUUCAUUCUCUUCUGCACAUAUAUGCGGUCUUGCUGCUUAUCUAUCUGCAUUGGAAGAAACGCCGAACCCAGCCACUUUGUGUACUCGCAUUAGGGAGCUUGCUACAAGCAAUAUUCUCACUGGCGUCCCUCCGGGAACAGAUAACUUGCUGGCUUUUAACGGAAACCCUCAGGGCUGA
Messenger RNA from Clonostachys byssicola, 1239 nucleotides. NCBI's taxonomy places the organism in Eukaryota, Fungi, Ascomycota, Sordariomycetes, Hypocreales, Bionectriaceae. The record is from the annotation of a GenBank genome assembly.